AAAAUGCGUGAAUUUCGAGAUUCGGUCUUCUAAACGAUAUAUCGAUAGUAUCGAAGUUAUAGCAAUAUGGAUCAUAAAUCCAAAAUAAUGGAAACAUUUGUUUUAGAUCCAAAUUUAAUUCAAAUCUGUUUUGAUGAAGCAGAAAAAGGCCUAAAAAAUGGUGAAGUUCCUGUAGGUUGUUUGUUUAUUAUCGAAGAUCAAAAUGGUAGCCAACAAAUUCUAGCUAAAUCUCAUAAUCGAAGCAAUGAAUUUAAAAGCGCUUUGAAACAUGCUGAAUUUGAUUGUAUCAAUCAGAUUGUUGAACAAUAUCCAGAAAAUUAUGAUGAAAUUUUUAAAAAAACAAUUGUAGUCUUAACUCUUGAACCAUGUAUUAUGUGUUGUCGGGCUUUAAGACGAUUACAAGUGAAAGCAGUUUUAUAUGGAGCUCAAAAUGAACGUUUUGGUGGUGCCGGUUCGGUAAUGUCGGUACAUUCAAAUCCUCGAUUAAAUGAUCCAGUUUUGAAUUGUAUAUCAGGAUCAUUGGAUGCCGAAAAAUCUAUUGCAUUAUUGAAACGUUUCUAUGAUCAAACUAAUGAAAAUGCUCCUAAGGAUAAAGUGAAAAUUAAAAAAUCGACCUCUAAUCUAAUUAAUGACGAAUCGAAUAAAAACCAAAGCCACAGUUCAGAACAAUCAACGCACAAAUGACUUUUUUUAUAUCGUUCAGCAAAAAACUUUUUACCACUAAUCUAAA
Messenger RNA from Dermatophagoides pteronyssinus (European house dust mite), 730 nucleotides. Its product is annotated as tRNA-specific adenosine deaminase 2. NCBI's taxonomy places the organism in Eukaryota, Metazoa, Arthropoda, Arachnida, Sarcoptiformes, Pyroglyphidae. The record is from RefSeq and is a predicted model, not a curated record. Gene Ontology annotation, biological process: tRNA wobble adenosine to inosine editing. Gene Ontology annotation, cellular component: cytoplasm; nucleus. Gene Ontology annotation, molecular function: tRNA-specific adenosine-34 deaminase activity.